AUGCACGAAGACGACAUAAACGGGAUCAUUGAGCGCCUUCGCAACCAGCACUGGGCAUCGGCGAAUCAAAUGUCUCGAACUCAAUCGUUAACGCCCAAUCCAGCCGCUAGUUUUACGUCCGGCGACGACUACGAUCGUUAUAGCGACAGGCACGGCGACAGGUUAAGCGACAGGUUGGGCGACAGUCUAGCCGACAGACUAAGCGACAGGUAUGGAAGCAGACCGACUACACCCCGGUCCGGAGAUAGAGAAGCAACACGUGUCGGUGACAGACUCGGCGACAGGUUAGGCGACACGUACGGCGACAGGUUAGGCGACAGGCUGAGCGACAGGUUGAGCGACGCGGCGUCGCUGCCAUUGCGGACGCAGACGAGCGCGUCGGUGCACCUUUUAUCGAGUGUGAUUCACCAGGAGGUUCUUCCCGCUCUUCUGAACGACAAGACGACGACAGCAGCAUAUUUGAGCGAUAAGGCGAGGGCUAGUCGGCAGGUGAAGUGGAAGGAUUUGGAGCGUGAUGGUGUAGGGAGGUCUAGUAGCGUGGUGGUUAGCGAAGUUGCGGACGAGUAUGCAAAAGCCGGCCUGGAUUACCAUCGGAGAACGAUAAGCAACAGCGGGAUUCUUAAAUCGGAGCAGCGACCAGGGACUCCAUCCUCGUUAGUGGCUUCUUCGAGUUCGUCCACAGUGGCAUCCGCUAUGGAGCAGACGCGUAUCGUGGCGAAGGAAGCGGUAAGAGUUGACUCGAUAGUGGAGGAUCUUCAGGAGCAGCUUCGCCGGGCGCAGAACGAAGCUUCCGCCGCGCAAGACGAGUGCGCGGAGUUGCGCCGCGGGCUGCAGUCCGCCUGGGAAGACGUGCGGGAGCUUGAGGGAAAGUUUGAGGGGCAGCGGCGGGAACUGGAGGCACAACGGCGGGAUGCGGAGGCGGAGCGGCGGGAGAAUGAAGCUCGGCGGAAAGUGCACCUUGAGGCGCAGGAGCGGGAGCUUCAGGAGCGGUGGCAGGCGGAGAUGCGCCAGCAGCGGGAGCAGUGGCAGGCGCAGCUGCAAUCGGCGCAAGAUGACGCGCGGAUGCUCCGCGCGGAGAACGACGCCCUCCGGGGAGGGGCGGAGCUUUCCCGGGAAAGGUUGGGCUCCGCUCUGGCGGAAAGCCGCGAGUUGGAAGACGGGCUGCGCGCAGCGGAGGCGGAGAGGCGGAAGGCGGAGGAAAGUUUUAAAGAAACAAAUGCGCAGAUGGUGGAGUUGCGCGCAAGUGCGGAAGAGAUGCGCGCGCGGCUGGUGAAGGAGCAGGAACGCGCGGCGGACUUGGCGCUUGAGAACGGGAGGCUGCGCGGGGAGGUGCGCCAGUUGGCAAGCGCAAACGCGGAGCUCCGGCAGCUGGAGGAGGCGGCGCAGGCGGCGCAGGCGGAGCUGCGGAGAGCGCUAGAGGAAUGCGCGGAACAACGGGAGCAGCUCCGCGCGCUUGGCGCCAAAGGCGCGCAAACUCAGAAAGAGCUGGCGGAAGCGCGGGAGGAGAACGCGGAGCUUCUGGGGGAGCUGGCGGAAGCUAAGGGGAGAAACGAGGGCCUGCAGAAGCGGCUGGACGCGGCGGUUCUCUCGCGCGGAGGCGGAGGCGGAGGCGGCGUAACGGGCGCGGAUAGCCUCCGUGUGGGCGGAACGGCGGGAGAUGGGGAGGCGGCGCAGGCGGUGAAAGCGGAGCUUGCUGUUGUUGUCAGGAGAAACGAACAGAUGCGGAGAGACCUGGAGCUUGCCUGUAGGGAGAUCAGGCACUGGCAACGGCAAGCCGAGUCGCAGGUGAAAACGCAGGAGGGCGGGGCGGAGAGAAAGGAGGGUGAAGCCUGCAGCUGCGGCGGGUUCGGCGGCAGUAGCCCGGCUAGCAACGCCUCCCCCAGGCUGGCUCGGCCCGGAGCAACCAGGCUCGGCAACCUACGCAGCCCCGGCGGCGGUUCGGUCGUAGGCUCGGAGGUGGGAAGCCCGGCGGCAGGCGGCGGUGUUGGUGAAGGGGCUACUGGGGGAGGUUUAUCUGGGGGUAAUAAGGGCCCCAUGGAUUCGCUUCUUGUGCUGCUGCGGCAGGAGAACGAGCGGUUGCGAAAGUCGCUUAAAGAAGCAGAGGCGCGAAUAGAGGCUCUUAACGCGGAUGUCGUGACGGCGGAGGCAGCAUUGGCAGCAGCCCAGUCAGCAAGGGACGCCGCUGAGUCAGCGAGAGUGGCUGCUGAGUCAGCAAAGGAGGUUGCAGAGGCGGGGAAAAAGGUGGCGGAGGAGGGGAGGCUGCAGGCGGAAGAGGGGCGGCGGAAGGCGGAGGAGGGGAGGAGGCGGGCGGAAGAAAGUGUGCUGCGGAGCAUUCUGGGGGAAAGGGAGAGGAGAGAGGCGGAGAAGGGGCGGCAGGGCGGAGGGGAGAGGGCAGAAGAUGGGGGAUAUACAUAUAGGAUGGGUAGUACCGGCAACAGUAACGGUCCGCUUAUAGAGCAGCUCAAUAAGGAGAACCGCGGACUGAAGACGCUCGUCCGCUUCUUGCAGACGAUGCUGGUGAAGCAGGAGGAGGAAGCGUCCCACAUCAAACGCGAACUGGAAGAAUUGAGACGGAAAGCAGGGGUAGGCGCAGGCGCAGGGGCAGGGGCAGGGGCAGGGGUACAGGAAGUUACUCCGCUUAGCAGCCCUGCCAAGCCUGGCUCGGAGGCUCGGGCGCGGAAGCAGGCGGAGGAAGCCGCGAAGGCAGCUGCUUCGGGAGCUGCCGAGGCUGCACGAGCCGAAGCAGCAGCAGGAGCUGCGGAAGCGGAACGGGUGCAGUUACGGGCGCGGAUUGAGUUUUUGGAGAGGGAAUUGUGGGUUACAGAGGAGAGGCUGCGUCGAACGGAGGAGAAGGCAGCAAGGUUAGAGAGCCAGCUUGAGAGGUCCCAAUCCGAAGCUGCUGCUGCCCGAGCCAAUGCCGAUGCUGCCCGCGGGGCUAUUUCCGAGGCUGAACGCCGAGCUACCGAGGCAGAGCGCCGGGUCUCUGAGGCUACGGCUCGGGCAUCCAGAGCUGAAACUGAGGCUCGGGUGUCGAAAGCGGAGGUUGAGGGUCGGAUGUUCCGGUCUUCAGGGACUGAUGCUGGCCAGGUUGCCAAAGCUGAGGCUCGGGCAGCAGAAGCCGAAGCUCGGGCAAAGGAAGCCGAGGCCCGGAUAACGGACCUGGAGGCUCGGCACGAGGAGCUGACGCUUCAGCUACGGGCUGCGAAGGCCCGGACGGAAAAGCUGAGCAUGCGGGUGGUGCAUGCAGCACACGGUGACAAACGCCACGCGGAGGAAUCAGCAGCGUUUGCAGAGGCGAAGCAAAAGACGUUGAUCCAGCUGGCUGAAGAAGUGGAGGCGCUGAGAGAUGAAGCGCGGGAGGCGAGAGCUGCUGCCAAGGCGAGGGAGAGGGAGGCUGCGAGGAGCAGAGAGGAGCUGGCGAAGGUGAAGCGAUGGAUGGCUGGACGGGCUGGGAGAGGGAGGGCGGCGGCAGCAGCUGGGGGGGAGAAUGCAUGGGGAGGAGUGGACAGUGCUGGGGGGAUUGGAAGGGGUGGUGUGGGGGCAGGUGGAAGUUCGUCAGGGGGGAAUUGUCAAGGGGAAGGGGUAAUUGUAGGGGUUUCGGGUGGAGGGGGUAGCGGAGGAGGUGGUGGGGUAGGUAGCGAUGGUGGGAGUGGGAGUGGCGAGGAGGAUGGGGGUAGCCCUAGUGGACUGUGGGAGGGCCACCAGCAGGAUUUGCGGUUUGGCGAGAUGCUCUCGUGGCCGUUCGAUCUUGUUCUGCCGUCGAAGUUUCUCGGGAGCGGGUAUCAGAAUCCCUGA
Closterium sp. NIES-65 is the source of this 3795-nucleotide messenger RNA. NCBI's taxonomy places the organism in Eukaryota, Viridiplantae, Streptophyta, Zygnematophyceae, Desmidiales, Closteriaceae. The record is from the annotation of a GenBank genome assembly.